AUGUCGGCUUCAGGAGAUUGGGGCCCAGCUCCAGCUGGAAUUGACCUCACCGAAACUAAGGAUGGGGAAAUACUGCGACCAGUCAUAGCCUUAAUGACCCUAGGUAUACUUGCAGUAGCAAUUCGACUGGCUGCUAGAUUCAAGUCGGGCACCGGUAUGGCUUUUGAUGAUUACCUCAUCCUGCUAGCAUUGAUAUUCGCCCUGGGAACCGCAGCACUGUGUAUCAUAAGUAUCCCGUUUGGGGGCGGAAAACACCUGUGGGUUGUGACUUUCUCCGAGUUUACUGUGUUGUGGAAGAUGGCAUAUUCCUUUGUCCUGAUUUACGCAACCACUGUAACGUUGACAAAGGCGUCGAUCCUGUUCUUUUACCAACGAGUGUUUGGUGUUAAUCUGGCCCAUCGAAUCUGUAUGGGCCUCGUUCUUGGGUAUUGGGUUGCUAUCGUCAUUGCCUGGUUCUCCGGCUGUCGGCCUGCCAGCUAUUUCUGGGAGCAAUUCACAGAUCCCGACGCUGAAGGAACUUGCAUGAACACAUCGCUUUUCUAUUUCGUCAAUGGAAUUUGCGCAAUGUUGAUAGAUAUUGCUAUUCUUUGUGUGCCAAUUCCCACCAUCCUCAAAUUGCGAAUGCCAAAUAGUCAAAAGAUCGCUGUGGCAGGAAUUCUCCUUCUGGGUGCUUUCGUUUGUGUCGCUAGUAUUGUCCGAAUUGUCUACAUGGACAAGCUGGUCAAGGCCCAAGACUUCACAUGGGCUAUGGCUCAGGUGUUUAUUUGGUCUUGUUGUGAGCCUUUAGUUGGUAUCGUAUGCGCCUGCCUGCCGACAUUUGGUCCUCUCUUGCGAAGAUGGUUUCGGACGGUCGCGUCAACAGCUGAAGGCAAGGGCGAUUCCAACUCAUGGGAUCCGAACAAGCCGAGGAGUCAAUGGAAGCCAUAUCAUGGAGGCUUCAAGCUACGUCAAGACGACGAGCUGGAGUUGACUGUUGAUGUUCACCACGGCAACAAUCACUUUGAAGGGCAAGAAGGGGAUGGCAUCCAUGUACAGAACGAGUUCACCUGGACCGAUGCUAACUCGUCAGUGGGGUCACAAAAACAUCCUUGA
Molecule: messenger RNA, 1092 nt
Organism: Fusarium poae
Lineage: Eukaryota; Fungi; Ascomycota; Sordariomycetes; Hypocreales; Nectriaceae
Exons: 4
Coding region: 1-1092 (363 amino acids)
Source: RefSeq, a predicted model, not a curated record